This is a messenger RNA of Angiostrongylus costaricensis, 597 nucleotides long. The record is from the annotation of a GenBank genome assembly. NCBI's taxonomy places the organism in Eukaryota, Metazoa, Nematoda, Chromadorea, Rhabditida, Metastrongylidae.
AUGGGCGACUACGACUACCUCAUUAAAUUCCUCGCUCUCGGUGACUCCGGAGUCGGAAAGACGUCGUUUCUGCAUCGCUACACGGACAACACUUUCACCGGGCAGUUCAUUUCCACAGUUGGCAUCGAUUUCAAAGAGAAGAAAGUGGUCUACAAAAGUGCCCGCGGUGGUUUUGGUGGGCGAGGACAACGAGUUCAGCUGCAGUUAUGGGAUACGGCAGGCCAAGAGCGGUUUCGAAGUUUGACGACGGCGUUUUUCCGCGACGCAAUGGGUUUCAUCCUGAUCUUCGACAUCACCAACGAGCAGUCUUUUCUCAACAUUCGAGACUGGCUGUCACAACUCAAGGUUCACGCCUAUUGUGAAGCACCGGACAUCAUUAUCUGUGGGAACAAAGGCGAUCUCGAGAAUCGACGACAAGUCAGCACGGCCCGUGCUAAGCAGCUUGCCGACCAGCUGGGACUACCGUAUUUCGAGACGUCUGCGUGUACUUCAACGAACGUGGAGCGCGCCGUUGACUGCCUUCUCGAUCUGGUCAUGCAACGAAUACAGCAGAGUGUAGAGACGUCUGGACUUCCGCUAUCAGGUAAGCACACUUGA